This is a messenger RNA of Mauremys mutica (yellowpond turtle), 1082 nucleotides long. Its product is annotated as paired immunoglobulin-like type 2 receptor alpha. The record is from RefSeq and is a predicted model, not a curated record. The transcript has 6 exons. Gene Ontology annotation, biological process: regulation of bone resorption; regulation of actin cytoskeleton organization; regulation of osteoclast development. Lineage: Eukaryota; Metazoa; Chordata; Testudines; Geoemydidae. Gene Ontology annotation, cellular component: plasma membrane. Bases 128 to 982 code for a protein of 284 amino acids.
GCGGUAUUGCAACCGGCUCCCGCGUCCUGUUUUCCAGCUCGCGUCCGGCCCCCGCCCUGGUCAGGGGGUGCUGGGCGGGGUGGCCGGAGCUCCGGGGAGCCAGAGACCCUGCCCCGCGCGCCCAGAGAUGCUGCUGCCACCCGGACACCCGGCCCUGCUGCUCCUGGCGGGGAUCCUGCUUGGAGCAGCUGCCCAGGAUCCCCGGUACACGAUAACCCAGCCUGAGUCCCUGUCGGCGCCGGCCGGGGGCUCCGUCACCCUGCCCUGCGCCUUCACCUACCCCCCCGAGAUCGAGCCGCUGCGGGACCUCCGGGUUUACUGGAGACGGGGGGGAUUCUAUGGCGAGUUUAUCUACAAUCACACCGAGGGGCUCACCCGCCCGGAUUACAGGAGCCGCAUCGCCCUGGUCGGGGACCCGCGGGGGAGCCGAACGGCCUCGAUCCGCAUCGACCGGCUGCGGGAGUUGGACGCCAGCGAGUACGUCUGCCAAAUCAGGGUGCAGAAGAACAACGGCCAAUGGGAUCAAUGGCGCGGUCACCCUGGGACCAGACUCACGGUGACAGCCUUGACGACGCACGUCCCCUCCACGGAGCAGGCGACGAUCUCAGCCACGACGCAGCGGCCAGCCGGGCUGGGGGCAGCCCCUGUGAUUGGGGGGGCGCUGGCGGGGGCCAUCCUGCUGGCCGGGAUCAUCGGGCUGGCCGUGUACGGAGCCCGGAAGAGAACAGGCGGUCGGCGGAAGGACCCCUCAGCCCGGAGGGCGCGUGGCCAGUCGCAGGCCGAGGGCAGAGGCGAGUACAUGGAGAUCGGGGCGGGAGGCCAGGACGUCCCCCCGCCCCAGCGCCCCCCCCCGGACCCCCAGGACCCCGGCUUGCUCUACGCCGCCCUGGCCUUCGCCGAGCCCGGCACUGCCCCGAGGCAGCCAGAGCCCCGCGGGGCCCCCACGGACGAGACCCUCUACUCAGCCGUCCGGGUCCGCUAGGGCGGGGGCAGCCUGGACCCCCAGGGGAGGGGCUGGGGGUGGAGGGGAAGGGCAGGCCAUGGGGGGGCAGAGCUGGAUGAGGGUGAAUGCGGGAUGGUCC